Molecule: messenger RNA, 651 nt
Organism: Erythranthe guttata (spotted monkey flower)
Lineage: Eukaryota; Viridiplantae; Streptophyta; Magnoliopsida; Lamiales; Phrymaceae
Source: RefSeq, a predicted model, not a curated record
CUUAUCAUUACACAUUAAUUACAUUAUCAAAUUUAAAUUUGUCACCUACAAAAAAAAUGAGUCCUCUCUUUGUUCUCUUCGUAUUAGUUCUCUCUAUUUCGAAGCCGGUCGUUUCGAUACCGGUCGGUCAGGAUGGCAACUCCGGGCCUUGCAAAGAUGUGUUCGACAAUUUUAGUGCAUGUUCCGAAUUUAUCGAAGGUGGGGCUUGCAAUGAUCCGUCGGCUACGUGUUGCCAGAAAAUAGCAACUUUGAAUGCGAUCGUGAAUCAAGAAAAUGGCGGUCGGGUGAGAAUUUGUAGAUGCAUCGAAUUCUUUUCGAUGUAUAACGCAAGCCGUCCUUUCAUUACUUCGCGUAUUCAAGAAUUGCCUCUAAAGUGCAACACACAAUUGAGUUUCCCUAUCUCUGAACGCAUGAACUGCUCUAGUAUCGAUCAUUAAUUGGGAGGCUACGCAAUCUCGGCUCUCCACGAUGAUUUAUUAUGAAUUCCUAAAGUAUGAAAACAAUUAUGUAUUACAUUUUAUAACGCGCACAUCCUUUAGUAGUACAAGUGAAAAUAGUAAUGAAUUAUUUUAUUUAAUGGUUGUAAGAACGAAAGUAUAUUUUAUAUCGGGUUAUUGAAUAAUAAUCCUCAUAUAUAUCUAUUAUGUGUAA